Pseudomassariella vexata is the source of this 1959-nucleotide messenger RNA. RefSeq lists its product as uncharacterized. The record is from RefSeq and is a predicted model, not a curated record. Gene Ontology annotation, molecular function: actin binding; microtubule binding. The transcript is spliced from 3 exons. The coding region runs from base 1 to 1959 and encodes 652 amino acids. Gene Ontology annotation, cellular component: actin filament; cytoplasm. Lineage: Eukaryota; Fungi; Ascomycota; Sordariomycetes; Amphisphaeriales; Pseudomassariaceae. Gene Ontology annotation, biological process: actin filament polymerization.
AUGCCGUCGAUCCUGAGCGAAGAGGAUAAGGAGACGGUCAAGCGCCAGGUGCCCAAGCAGACCAACAAGAUCCAAGCUGUCGCCGUCGCCAGGUUGUACGUUGCAUACCCCAAUAAGGCGAAAUGGACCUACACGGGGCUGCAAGGCGCUAUUGUGCUGUCCAACGAUCUCGUCGGGAAUACAUACUGGCUGAAGCUGGUGGACAUAUCGCCGGCUGGCCGCGGAGUGAUAUGGGAUCAGGAGAUAUUCGAUACAUGGGCGUAUAACCAAGAUCGGACCUUCUUCCACACUUUCGAGCUCGAGGAAUGUCUCGCAGGGUUGUCCUUUGUCGACGAAAAGGAGGCGAAGCAGUUCAAGAAGAAGAUGGACGAGCGGGAGAAAAAUGCGAGCAAGGCGACGAGGAACACACCUUUCGGAGGCUCGCACCAACAUCCGACCAAGUCUGGCGGCUUGUUUGGAAGCAUCUUUGGCGGACAUAGGCAUUCCUCCGCUCCCACGCCUCCAGAGUCGCCCCGAAACAGCAACAAUCACAGUUUACCGCCGCUGCCGUCACAUCCGGGGGUGUCGUCUGAGAAUGUCAAUGGGUUCCACAAGCCACCUUCCAAGUUUACAACGCUGGAAGCUUAUGACCCCAACUGGCGAGACAAUUUUGGAAACUUCCUCACCGAGCAGGGCCUGACGGACGAUUUCAUCAAGGAGAAUCAAGAUUUCAUCGUCGAAUUCUUGAAAGAACAAGUACCCCAGGCCACGGCAUCACUUCCGCCUCCGCCUCCCCCGCCUCCUGUCAACGGCACCGGCAGCCAUGGAGCACGAGCACCUCCUCCUCCACCACCACCACCCCCCUCCGUAAGACCAGCAAUAGAGCCUGUCGCAUCCUCCAGCUCUCGUCGUGGAGCUCCUCCCCCACCGCCGGCGCCACGGAGAUCUAAUAAGGUAGAACUACACCGGGAACCGACUCCACCUCGAGAAUCCACGCCCCCAAGACCGCGCUUCAAUGCUCCUCCACCAUUGCCUGACGCCGGCAAGUUUGCGCACUCAGAGCCGUCACGAGGCGUGCCAGCGCCACCAGGACCCCCUCCGCCUCCGCGACCACCCAAGACGCCGGCAAAUGAAGGAGACGAUGGGUCCGGUCAUAAGUUUGGCGUGCCCCCGGCCUUCACAGGACAGCGACUCAACAACGCUCCACCACCCGCACCGGCUAGAGGUUCGGUGCCUCCACCUCCACCGCGACAAGCUGCAGCCGUGCCGCCUCCUCCACCACGACAAGCAGCGGCGCAGCCUGCUCCUCCGAGUCUGCCGCCCAAAGUUCCGGCCUCGAGUGCGCCACCUCUUCCUCCAGCUGCUUCUCGUCCGGUCCCAACUCCACCGAGAGACAUUCCGGCUCCUCCACCUUUGCCAGUUUCGAACGCCCCUUCUGCCCCACCGCCACCUUCCCUACCAAGAACAGGUGCUGGUGCUCCUCCUCCUCCUGUCGCGCCUCCACUUCCUCCCCCUUCGGGAUCCGGCGCACCGCCACCACCUCCUUUGCCACCGAUGGGAGGAGCACCUCCACCACCACCACCACCUCCUCCUCCUCCUAUGCCAUCAGCAGGAGGAGCGCCUCCACCUCCUCCACCGCCGCCUCCGCCCCCGAAUCGUGAUAGCGGCUACGCAUCGGGCGUGCCGGCAUCAGCUGUGCCGGGCGCAGAUCCCACACGAUCCGCAGUUCUGGGUGAUAUUCAGAAGGCAGGUGGUAUUGCCGCGCUCAAAAAGGUGGAUAGGAGCAAAGUCAGAGACCGAAGUGCGGCAGUUGUAGGUGGAAGUAGUGAUACUGGCCCACAUGGUAGUGGACUGCCCCCAGCGGGUAUCGCUCCCGGAGGCGGAGGAGGGGGUAUGGCUGACGCCCUUGCUGCAGCCUUGCAAAAGAGAAAACAGAAGGUUCGAGACAGUGAUGACGAAGAUGACGACGAUGAUUGGUAA